AUGGGAGGAGGCGAUAGCUUGCCUGUGGAUUCUGCCCCUAGGGGCCUGAAAGAACCUUUACGGGCAGCUCAAAAUGGGAAUUUCCAUGCUGUGGUUGAUCUGGGCAGCAAUGGCAUCCGGUGCUCGAUCUCAGACCUCUCUCUUCCCACUACGCGCGUGAUCCCAACGGUUCAUUUUCACCGGGUCAAUAUUUCCCUCUACGAGGCACAAAUCGAUCCUGAUUCAGGAUGUCGUAUUCCAAUCCCGCGGGCCGUGAUUGAGCGGGUCGUUAGCGCCAUUGUUCGAUUUCAAGUCAUUUGUGUCGAACUUGGAGUUCCCUCGGAGAAUAUCCGGAUUAUUGCGACAGAGGCCACGCGAACCGCCCUCAACGCCGAGGCUUUUAUUGAUGCAAUUCACGCCACAACGGGCAUCGCUGUGGAAGCACUACGGAAGGAGGAGGAAGGGGUUGUCGGUGCGUGGGGCAUCGCGAGCAGCUUUUCAGACGUGGAGGGAUUGGCCCUGGACCUAGGUGGUGGGAGUAUGCAGAUGACUUGGAUUACCUCCCACGCGGGCAAUGUGCACAUCAGCCCUCAGGGAUCCGUCAGCUUUCCUUAUGGAGCCGCGGCUUUGACACAAAAACUCGCCGAUUUGAAACGCGGAAAAAGCAAAGGGGAGGCACGCAAAGCCAAAGAGGAAUUCCGCCUGGAGAUGGCGGAGAAAUUCCAGACUGCCUUUGACGAACUUGAUAUCCCCGAACACCUCGUGAAGAAGGCUCGAGAGAAAGGGGGGUUUCCCUUAUAUCUGUCCGGUGGGGGCUUCCGGGGCUGGGGAUAUCUAUUGCUCUAUCUGCACCAGACGCAGGGCCGUAAUUAUCCCAUCUCUAUCAUCAACGGAUACUCUGCCCCAAAGGAAGACUUUGAAAACACAGAGGCUCUCAAGGAGGUGGCCCGCACGGCGCACCAAAUCUUCCGGGUAUCCGAUAGGCGGCGCAAGCAAGUGCCUUCUGUCGCAUUCCUCGUUAACGUGCUCGCCGAGUCGUUGCCACACGGCAUCAAGGAAGCCCACUUUUGCCAAGGAGGUGUUCGGGAAGGCGUGCUGUUUCGCGAGAUGCUACCUGUGGUUCGCCAGCAAGAUCCUUUGGAGGUGGCCACAGCCCGAUAUGCACCUUCUUCGACGCAAACGCUCGCCUCUUUGAUCCUGGCUGCGCUUCCUCGACCAUCCGCUUUGCGAUCUAUUCCCGCUUCCAUCAACCUGCACCUCGUCCAGGCGUUUGCCAAUGCCCUCUACGUGCAUGCGACCAUGUCCAAGGAGUUGUCCUCAAGUGCCGCUCUUUACAGUACAAGCACUGGAAUCUUGGCCUCCACCCACGGAAUCCCCCAUGCUCAUCGUGCACUCCUCGCCUUAAUGCUCCAGGAGCGAUAUGGUGGAGAGCUCCCACCACGAGACGUGGACUUGAAGCAACAUCUACAGGGGAUCCUCGAUCCAGAGGAGGUCUGGUGGACCCGUUAUCUCGGCAAACUGGGUCUCGUCCUGAGUCAGCUCUAUCCGACCGGGUCUAUUGACACGUCCAAGCCCCGUAUUGUUCCGUCAGCCCAGUGGGUGAAGAGGCUCGGCAAAAAAGGGAAAAAGGAAGGCCUCGAGCUGACGAUUUCCCUUCAAAAAGUUGUCUAUGACCCGACGCAUCUCAAGGAAGAGUUGGAACGAGACGUGCAAAAGAUCGAGAAAGUGGGGAAGCGAAAGAAUUGGAUUGGUGGGCGCGAUGGUUGGGGCCUUAAGGUCCGAGUCGUCGUGGAGGAAGAGGAUUUGCUGCCAGCACCAGAUGCCCCGUCUAAUGCGUAA
This is a messenger RNA of Penicillium alfredii, 1818 nucleotides long. RefSeq names its product putative transcription regulator (RTG2). The record is from RefSeq and is a predicted model, not a curated record. Lineage: Eukaryota; Fungi; Ascomycota; Eurotiomycetes; Eurotiales; Aspergillaceae. Gene Ontology annotation, biological process: regulation of transcription by RNA polymerase II. The transcript is spliced from 2 exons. The coding region runs from base 1 to 1818 and encodes 605 amino acids.